UACAAGUCCAGUUGUCCGAUGAGAUCGUCUUCAGUUUCGUCAGCUCCGAAGGCUUGUUAUGGGUGUGGCCAGCAGGGUCACUUGAUUCGUGAUUGUCCGAGUCAGAGAGCAGGCAACAUUAGUGGCAGAGGGUCACAGCAGAGGCCGUCACAAUCGGCUACAGUUCAGUCAGGUUUCAGACCACCACCACAGCCUACUAUGUCUUCACAGGGUUCACGAUCAGUUAGGAGGGAUACUCCUACUAUGUCAGUGCAGCAGUCAGGUGUUCAGGUUGGCAGUCCUCAGGCACAGGUACCACAGGGACGUGUUUUUGCACUGGCACAGACUGAUGCAUCUUCUGGACCGUCAGUCCUUCGAGGUCUUGGAAAAGAACCGGUGAACGACAACCCACCUCAAGCUUAAGCGAUACUAGAAGCUCACUUUUGUGUCUUUUGUAUAUUUCCCAUUAUUUUUGCAAAGCACUAAAAGUAUAAAGGUAUAUAUGUAUAUUUUGCAAAACUUUGUCAUGUAACCUUGUUGAUGAAUGGGAAGGAUAAUUUUAGUUAAAGUAAUUAUCGGUGUUAUUUGAUUGUGUAUGAUC
Messenger RNA from Cornus florida, 580 nucleotides. RefSeq lists its product as uncharacterized. Gene Ontology annotation, molecular function: zinc ion binding; nucleic acid binding. The record is from RefSeq and is a predicted model, not a curated record. NCBI's taxonomy places the organism in Eukaryota, Viridiplantae, Streptophyta, Magnoliopsida, Cornales, Cornaceae. The transcript has 2 exons. The coding region runs from base 19 to 402 and encodes 127 amino acids.